UUUUUCUAACUUUACCUCUACUUUCAGAAACUUAAGUGGGUGAUCUGGUCUAAUUUGUAGUCUACUGAAAGUAGUAGGUAAAGAAAGGGGAAAGAAAACGUGGGAAGACUAACAUCACCGCUAAAGUCCAUCAAAAGAAGAAGAAAAAAUUACAAAAAAAAAAAUAAAUCAAUUUUCAAUAGUCCAUCAAAAUAACUAGCAACAUAAAGACUUUGAUCAGUCAAGCCGGUGGUGAGUUCAGUUUGGAUCUUAUAUGUACCUGUGUGCAAUCAGAUAAUACAGUCAGAAGCCUCUCCCUUAUCAAUCACUCAGACAGAACUGAUCUUGUUGGUUGAUACAAAGGACAAGAACCGGCCAUCAGGUUAUGGAAAUUACUGGACCUGAAGAACAGCAUCCUUCCUAUAAUCGGCCGAAAGAACUGAAGGCUUUUGAAGAAUCAAAAGCUGGUGUGAAAGGAAUAGUGGAUGCUGGAAUUGUAAAGAUCCCUCAAUGUUCGUUCGACCACUGGAUGAGCUCACUGAAGAGUUGGAUCAUAUUGAAGAUGAACACAGCAAUUUUGAGAUUCCUGUGAUUGAUAUGAAAAACGUGGAUUCAGAUGACCAUCACCAACGCAAGGAAAUUACUGAUCAAGUUCGACGUGCAUCGGGGACUUGGGGUUUCUUUCGAUUGGUGAAUCAUGGAAUUCCUUUAACUGUAACAGAUGAGAUAAUUAAAGGUAUCAAAAGAUUUCAUGAGCAAGAUACAGAGAUUAAGAAAAAAAUUUACUCAAAUGAUCCCAAAACAGGAUGCACGUUUCAUACGAAUUUCGAUCUCUAUGUAUCAAAAUAUGCUAACUGGAGAGACAGUCUAAGAUGUAACCUAUUAUCUCCAGAUCCUCUUGAUCAUCAAAAAUUGCCAGACACUUGCAGAGAUAUAAUAGUCGAGUAUUGGAAGCAUAUUAUGAAGUUGGCAAAUACAGUUACUGGGUUGUUAUCGGAAGCUCUAGGAUUAGAACAAGACCACCUUAAAAGGAUUUUUACUGAUUUCUUGGUACUUAGUGGUCAUUACUAUCCAGCAUGCCCUGAACCUGAACUAACCUUAGGGACAAGUAAGCAUUCAGACCCGAGUUUCUUUACCCUUCUUCUACAAGAUCAUAUCGGCGGACUACAAAUUCUGCAUCAGAAUCAGUGGGUUACUGUAAAACCCAUCCCGGGAACUCUAAUAGUAAACAUUGGAGAUCUUCUUCAGCUUAUCAGCAAUAACAAGUUCAAAAGCGCUGAACACAGGGUACUAGCCAAUCGCAAUGGACCAAGAGUAUCAGUGGCAUGUUUUCUGAAUACAAAAUCCAGUGACAACACAAAGAUUUAUGGUCCUUUGAAAGAGAUACUAUCAGAGGAGAAUCCCCCUAUUUACAAAAAUAUUACGAUGAAAGAAUACAUUGAGCAUUACGUUAAGAAAGGACUUGGCGGUGUUUCCGCCCUGGAUCACUUUAAGUUGUCUAGUAAUUAGUUGAUGCAGCUUAUGGGUGUCUGGUUUUCUUUCUUGGGGUUUGUUGUAAGUGUCCACGUUUGUUCAAGUGAACGUUUAGUUUCGUGUUAUGCAAUUAUAAAGUAGCAUUUUUCUUUUUCCAGAA
Molecule: messenger RNA, 1612 nt
Organism: Papaver somniferum (opium poppy)
Lineage: Eukaryota; Viridiplantae; Streptophyta; Magnoliopsida; Ranunculales; Papaveraceae
Product: 1-aminocyclopropane-1-carboxylate oxidase homolog 1-like
Exons: 3
Coding region: 490-1488 (332 amino acids)
Source: RefSeq, a predicted model, not a curated record